Messenger RNA from Branchiostoma floridae (Florida lancelet), 4735 nucleotides. RefSeq names its product multiple epidermal growth factor-like domains protein 11. The transcript has 4 exons. Gene Ontology annotation, biological process: protein phosphorylation. Gene Ontology annotation, molecular function: ATP binding; protein kinase activity. The record is from RefSeq and is a predicted model, not a curated record. Lineage: Eukaryota; Metazoa; Chordata; Leptocardii; Amphioxiformes; Branchiostomatidae. The coding region runs from base 1830 to 3539 and encodes 569 amino acids.
GAGUGAAUACGUCUUCUGUAACAGCCAUCAAUGAUACGAGAUUGGAAUGGAGUGCAGCUACCAUCAGAAACGCCCGGCAGUCUGAAGACGUUAACGUUUAUGGUGACAUUCGAGCAGCGCCUUGUCGGGAGGACUCAACGAGGACCCCCUUUCACACAAUGUCAUGGCUUAUCAAGAUCUUCGUUCUACACUUCCUGAGCAAUACCGGGGUUGUGACACCAAGCUGGACCUGUUGAGAGGUGCUGUCGAGUACAUCCGCUUCUUACAGAAGUGUCUUACCAACGCUACUUCGGGAGAGCAAGUGGAAUACCUACAGUCUUUCAGUCACACCUACAACGAGUGCCAUUGUUAUGUAUGUGAGCAGUAGCUGUUCAACAAAGUUUAUAAGCUGUGGAUUCCCUGCCUACUGCUAGUACAAGUAUGGUUCCUGUAUACACAUCGGUUUUAUUGUCGGUGAAGGGUAGGGUUGUUGAACCACAUGGCUCGUCCAGCAGGGCAACCAACGAACGCGAAUAAGUCACCUGUCACCACAUCACUGAAGAAUGGGCUUUAGGGCUAGUUCUGUCAUUUAUUGCGAUAUCGAUGAUGAUGAUGAUAAUCGUUGGAGAGUUCACGUUUAUUUCCCUAUUAUUCUAAAGAUGUGUAUAGAAGGCAAGCACGAGCAUGUCAGUAAGGCCAUGGAGGCUAAUCUCGGAAAUAAACAUUCUAAAACCUCUGUGACUAGAACUUUCUUAAUAAAGACACACAUAGUGAUGUAGAAACGACAGGUGGAAGGAGUUUAUAUCUAACUUGUCAUUUACGUACACACAUUCGUCUUCAUGACCAGAACGACAACCGCUCAUAGGGAGUUGAUCACAUGUUAAACCAUCAUUGUGGAGUUGUUGCGCAACAGGUUACUGUGACGUCGAAUCUGGCGGAAGUAACGCGACACAUCGAGGGAUUUAGUACUCUCAGUUACAGCACUCUGGUUGAUAUCAUCGGACACGGUUGGUCGAGACACCCGCUCAAAUGAUGAGUAUUUUAAAUAGGGAGCUGUUUAUACCAGCAGAUACUGGUGUUUUACAACAUGUAUACUUUGCAGUAAGAAUGUGUCAAUAAGGAGUAGCGGAGACUAAUACCGCUUUAUCCGUUUGCCUGUAAUCAAAGCCGCCGGCAAUCCUCUGUCUCAAAAGGGGAACUGACAAUUGUAAGAAGAAGCGAAAGACUAAACAUCGCGAUAAUGUUCAGUAAAAAGUCAGGCCCUUUGCUCUUCGUCAUCAUUGUCUAUUGCCUAGCCCUUUCCGAAAGAACGUCGACUCAAGGAGCGAUGCAAUUGUCAGCAAAGAUUCCAGAGAAUGCUGCCAUUGGAGAACAGGUUAUCCGCCUUCAAACAACAACACAGGGAGCCAAUGAGGAAGUUCUGUGUGAUAUCAUUGACGGAAAUGUUCAGCGUCGCUUCCGUGUGAAUCGUUGUGUGAUUGAAGUAGCCCGUCCCUUAGACUUUGCUAUAAACGGAAAGUAUAAUUUGACAAUGAAAGUUACUGGAGCACUCGAGACCCGUCACGUGGAUAUACAAAUCGAGGACGUGGAAGGAUACCCACCUGUUUAUAACGACACCUGUGAAAUGACCAUGGCAAGUAAAGACAGGAAGCCAGAUCAUCCUGUUUUCAAUGUGGAUGUGACAAGUGAGUUCAUGGAAAAAAUGGGAGGGAUUUCUGUUCAUAGGUUUAAUACCAAAAAUGUGCGGAGUCGUAAGCCAUAUUCAUUAACUGUUCAAGGCUACAGCAACACCGACUGUGCCGUUUGGGUAAUGGGUGCUGCCAAUCAUCCGAAAGAUGUGAGAGUCCUGAAUGGCUUGUGGAUUACAGGAAAUUCAUGUCUUCGAUGUUUUCACCCAUGACCCGCAGGAAUCCGGAAAUGUUUUGGAACUUGUAAUUCUUAACAAUGGCGAACGAAGGUGUUCCUUUUCAUAUGAUAUGGAUUUGAAUCACAUGUCUCAUUUCUGGAGAAAACAGAAGUAUACCUUGUUAGGUUCGUUCAUAUUCCAGUCUUCAAAAACACAACAAUUCGUUUGCGAACUGCCACAAGAUGGACUUCCUGUGCGGGUCAGUCUAGGUGACAAUGAACUCAAUGAAAUUCUCUUAAAUCACUUAGAAUUAGAGAUCAAGCCUGUCGGAUGUCCGCCGAAUAAAUACGGUCUGACCUGUGACCGGAACUGUACCUGUGAGAACGGUGCCCAGUGCCAUGCUUUGAACGGGGCCUGUAAAUGCCCGCCAGGGUGGCAAGGCGUGGUCUGCGACAUCCCACAUAGUACCGUGGUAAUCACUGCGACACCUAGCGACUCCCGACACAUUUAUAUUAAUGGUUCGUUGACAUUACAUUGCCUAUCUUUUCAUGUAGAUGUCGAGAAGAUGAUAUGGGCAUUUCCCAAUGGAACGAAAAAGUGGUUACGGAAGACUCAAGAAGAUCAAAUAAAAAUCGAAAAUCUGCAGUCUCAACAUAACGGUACUUACACCUGUACUGUCGUCACGGAAGACGGGGCGGUCAUUAACACAAGUUAUGAGCUUCACGCAGUCGCUUGUCCUCCCGGCAACAUGGGUGAAUUGUGCGAAGACGUGUGCGACUGUCCACACGGUGUCAGCUGUGACCGGUGGUCUGGCUGUGUUUGUCCCUCCGGAUGGACAGGAACAGUUUGUCAAACGCCGUGCCCUGUGGACACGUACGGACUGGGUUGUAGAAAUGAGUGCCAUUGCCAUAAUGGCGCCGUCUGUGAUUCUACCGAUGGUCGAUGUAACUGCACCUAUGGCUGGUACGGUACGAACUGUAACAAGCCAUGUCCUCCGGGUCUGUAUGGAUGGAGAUGUCGGCAUGUUUGUGGCUGCAAGAACAACGCCAUCUGUCACCACGUGGAUGGAAGCUGCAAAUGCGUGUCGCCCUGGACUGGACGGUGGUGUGACGUCAUACAAACGGACACAUUUCCUUUGCUACUUCAGCUUCUUAUACCACUUUUACUGUUAGCGCUUCUUGUAUCUGUGGCAAUAUUGAUGUUUUACAAAUGGAAGAGGGCUUCUCGGGCGAGACAAGAUGAGGAUCUAGACGAGACACAGGCUUUACUUGAACUGAGUAGUAUGGAAGAGGACUUGGCCCAGAGUCUGCAGCCGGGCUGGCUCAACCGAUGGGAAAGGAGCGCCGAUAAUCUCACCCUUGAUGAACUCAUCGGGCUAGGCACGUUCGCACAUGUAAGGAAAGGGCAACUUCGCACUGCUGGCAUCGACACCACAGUAGCAGUCAAGUCCGUCCGAACAGAAGACAGAUCGUGUUAUCGGGCCUUUUGUCGCGAAGCCGCCAUACUGAUAGCCGUGCACGAACAAAGCGGAACCGGUGCUCCUUGUCCUUCCAACAUUAUCAAAUUUUUGGGGGUCAUCACAAAGUCCAGACCGAAGUGUAUUAUCUUGGAAUAUGCUUCGAAGCGGGAUCUUUUGACACUUUUAAGGCAGCGCCCUGAUCGCAAUGGUGGUCUUCCACUGGGCAGUCUUCUACGUAAUAUGCCCUCCAGAUAGCAUGCGCCUUGAAAGAGCUCCGAUAUCUUCGUAUCGCCCACGGUGACGUGGCCGCCAGAAACGUUCUCGUCACCGAACAUGACGUUGCCAAGCUUGCUGAUUUCGGUUCAGCCCAUGACGUCUAUUCGACUACGUAUGUGUCAUCAGGCAAGAGAGAUAUAGACGAACUCUUGCCUCUGAAGUGGAUGGCUCUGGAAUCCCUGGAAUCUCGCGAGUUCACGUGCGAAAGCGACAUGUGGUCAUUCGGUGUGCUACUGUGGGAGAUGGUCACGUACGGAGAGGAGCCCUACUAUGAGCACAAGAUGCACCUUAGCUGCCCUAAGCUAGUAGGGGUACUGAGGCGGGGGAUUCGGCUGCAGAAGCCACCCGAAUGUCCGAAAAAGCUUUAUGUCGCGAUGAUGUCCUGUUGGCGGGAGGAGCCGUCGACCAGACCUACACCAGAGGAAUGGAGCAGAAGCUAACAGAAUAUCGCCAUAAAAUAGAUCCUCUAUUUGUCGUUGAAAGGGAAACUAUGCUUUAGAAGACAAUGAAGUGUGAAAUGCAUAUCAAUGUGAAUCAUGAAAGUAACGUUUGACGGUGGAUGGCAAAUAAGAACCAUUGGAACUUCCAGGUCGGGGACAUGACUAGUUACACUGAUCCACAAUUCGAAAACAUUAGUGAUGUCGAUGCUUAACAUUUUCAGGAGUACUCCACUGUUGAUUAUUCACCUUGACAUAUGUAUCAGUGCGUAUCAUCAUACAACACACAUGCGGUGAGGCAAUUCUAAAACAGCAUAAUCAAGUUAAGUCGAGCUGACAGAAUAAGGAAGGUAGAUGGGUAGUAUCAGAGGAUUGUGUGUAUUUCAAAAGUAUACGAGGCAUGAAUGGUUGAUAGCUUAAUUUUGAGUAAAAUUAUCAGACUGUUGACUUGGGGGUGCUGCUCACCCCUCAUAUUACCUUCAGUUUUGAGGAGGCGUUGGCCAUAUCAUUGCACAUGGCUCUUGUGGAAUAUGUCAUCAAACAUUACAUUUUUAUCAAACUUGUAUGUUACCAUGGAGGUUGAACUUUAGCUUUUGCAGAUCAUGUAUGAAUAAGCUACAUAUAAUGAUAUUGUAAGUUACUUGCCUUAGUAGAAUUUUAAGGUUAUAAUCGUUUCCCCUCUUAUCAGCGACGGUGAAACAAUAAAAUAACGGAGUUUUAUUCCAAAAGUUAUUCAUA